AUGAUAGAUAUAACUAGAGUUUAUAUGUCUCUCGAUCAAAGUUUACAAUGUUUACGACUUCAAUUAUUAUCACAACAACAAUCGGAACAUGCACUCAUCCAUGAUUUAAUUGAAUUCGAAUGUGAAGAACAAUGGGUUGAUGAACAAACACUACAACUGAAUGAAUUAUUGACAAUAGAUGAAACGAUUUUCCAAAAUCUAUCUAAACAAAUAAUCCCAAUUGACUUGAUUGGAUCAAAUGUGGAACAAGAUACUCAAAUAUUGGCGAAUAUUAACUGUAGUAAUGGUAGUACUAGUUUAAUUUUGGAUUCAGAAUGUGAUCAUGUAAUUCAUAAUACAAGUAGUUGUGAAUUGAAAGAAUGCAUUUCUAACUCAGUAAAUCAUGGUGAUCAUGAAGAUGAUGAUGAUAAUAUUGCGGAUGACCAUGACUAUGACUUAGAGGUGCGAAUCACUUUUGCAAAAGUAGAUUAA
Molecule: messenger RNA, 471 nt
Organism: Schistosoma guineensis
Lineage: Eukaryota; Metazoa; Platyhelminthes; Trematoda; Strigeidida; Schistosomatidae
Source: the annotation of a GenBank genome assembly